UAGGAAAAUUUUGUACAGAAAAGGUUCAUUUCAAAAUUGUACGUUGUAUAAUUAUUGAAGAGGGGUAUCUAUCAUAGGAAAUAAGAUUCAAAAUGCGCUUCGAUCUGAAGGAAUUGCUAUUGGUGUCCAUGUCUAUGAGUCCAAAAGGUGUCAUACGUCGGCACAAGCGAUUCAAAUGCGGGAAAGUAAGUUACCUGGUUCACUACGAGCUGCAGAAGGGAAAGCUUAUCAUUCGCAAGGUGAAGCGAGUUCGAGGAACAUCCUCCUUUAAUAUAAGGUUACAAAAGCGUCGUCGUUUUCUGCAACGGAUGUGGUAUAGAGGAAGUGGUCUCAUCACCCGGGAGGAUGGGUUUACCCAGACCCAAAAGGUUCCCCAUAACUCCAUAGCAGUGGGUUCCGAGUUUCUCCAACUGGAGAGCAGUGCCAGUCAGACGCCCCACCAGGAGUGGACCAGCAGCCAGGUGGAUACCUCGGAUUUAAUCUGUAUUAUUUCCAGGGAACAGCAAACCCUGAAUCCCAUCCAGCAGUUCGCCAGUGCAGCAGUGGGCACAGAAAUUGAACUGGAUAGCACGGCCAGUCAAACGUUGAUCCAGGAGUGGAUCAGCAGCCAGGUGGAUACCUCCGAUCUGAUCCAGUUUAUUUCCCGGGAUCAGCAGACCUUCAAUCCCGGCCAGCAAUCGCUGGGGAGUCAAACAGAGAAGCAGACGAUGCAAAGUCGUUUUACCCAGUCGCAUUUUAGCUUCAAAAGCACUGCAUCUCAAACCAAACUUAACACCGCCUCUCUGAGCACCCAAACGGAGCUUCACUGUACCAAUGUCGCUGUCCUAACGGAAAUCGAUUCGCAGGAGGCGGAAACCCAGACCUACGACGACGAAGAGGAGCUAAUUAAGCCCCAUCUGGCGGCUCUAUAUCUUAUCCACGACUCCAUCAGGAACCAGAACGAUCUUAUCCACAACGAAGUUCUCAACUCGGUCAACCAACUGGUGGAUCUCAUCCUGCUGGAAGCGAAGAAGCGGCGAGUGGAGAAGGAUCUGCCCAGGGAGGCGUCCUUGGAACCAUUGACUCCAGUGCCCCCCAAUCAGAUCGGAGAUAAUGCAGCAAAGGAGAAAUUACCACCCGAAGCGGAGAAUAAGGAACUCCAUCUGAAUUCGGAUCUGCAGUUCAGGAUUAAAAGAAUCCGUAGUAAGGCGAUGAUGUUGGCCACCGGACCCUCGAGGAACUCGACGAUGAAGUGCAGGCGCUGUGGUCUGCAGAUGCACAUGCAUCGCAAGAGGAACCGGGUGACCAGCGAAAACAAAGCAACCCAAACCGAAGUAAAGGAGACGAAGGGCAGUCUGGAAAUGGCCACGCAAACGAAAAAGGAGCGAGCACGCUGGACCCUGAGACGCAGUUAGAGAGGAACCCAAGGUCCUAAUCCUGCAAACUUACCCCAGCAGCCAGGUCGCCGUUCUCAUCCAGCUUGGACUCCUCAUCCCGAUGAACUUUGUGUGUUUUUUGUGUGGCACUUAUAGCAUGUAAUAUGCUGAAUGGUAAUUU
Messenger RNA from Drosophila takahashii, 1536 nucleotides. RefSeq lists its product as uncharacterized. The record is from RefSeq and is a predicted model, not a curated record. NCBI's taxonomy places the organism in Eukaryota, Metazoa, Arthropoda, Insecta, Diptera, Drosophilidae.